AACACUGAUGAUAAAACGUCAGUUUGUCACUGACUUCGCUGUAGUAAGGUUGUCAUUUCGUCUAUCUGAUAACGUGAUAGAUGAAUGGAAAAUAAUUAACACCGUAGCAGCGAAGUUGAAGUGUUCAGUGAUUCCGAAUAUAUCGCCGCGUGUGUUAAAAACAAGUGUAAACCUCAAUACCAUCGUCGUUAAAACCGCCAUGAUCAAUGUGGGAAACAAAGAUGGCGGAAUAAUACCGUGAUCAUAACCAAACGCGUCGUUGUUUUGUAGCGUCGUGCGUUAUGUGCCGGGGAGGGCGCGGGCCGCAGCCGUGUCGGGGCGCGUGAGCGCGGGCGCGGGCGAUGGGCGCGCCGGGCUGAUGCCGCCGGCGGGCCGCGCGGCUAUGGCGGCCGAGGAAGCACGCCCGUCGCUGUCUCUGUUCACCGCCGUCUUCGAGUACCAGGCGCAGGGCGGGGACGAGCUGACCCUCCGCCGCGGCGAGAUCGUCGAGGUCUUGUCCAAAGACCCCAACAUCUCGGGAGACGACGGGUGGUGGACGGGAAAGAUCGGAGACCGAAUAGGCAUCUUCCCAGCUCAGUAUGUGACCGAGGAGGAUCCCCUGGCGGUGUCAUCGGUUAUAGGGGAUGUGGAUCCGCCUCAAGUGUCCUUCUCGGAGUUGAAACUGGAAGAAGUGAUAGGGGUGGGAGGUUUCGGGAAGGUGUAUCGAGGCUAUUGGAACGAUGAAGUGGUGGCGGUCAAAGCGGCGCGCCAGGACGCGAACGAAGACAUUGAGGUUAUUAAAGAGAGUGUGCUGCAGGAGGCGAAGCUGUUCUGGAUGUUGCAGCACGAGAAUAUAGUGUCUUUGAAGGGUGUGUGCUUGGAGGAGCCCAACUUGUGUUUAGUGAUGGAGUACGCGCGCGGGGGCUCGUUGAACCGAGUGUUGUCCGGCAGGAAGAUCCGGCCAGGCAUCCUGGUGGACUGGGCCAUUCAGGUGGCCCGCGGGAUGGCGUAUCUGCAUGUGGAUGCACCUAUAUCACUUAUUCAUCGGGAUCUCAAAAGCUCUAAUGUUCUCCUGAGCGAAGCAAUCCUUCCCGACGACAACCUAGAAGACAAGACGCUCAAAAUCACUGACUUCGGGUUAGCACGGGAGGUGUAUAAGACCACCAGGAUGUCUGCCGCGGGGACCUACGCCUGGAUGCCUCCGGAGGUGAUAAAGAACUCCACCUUCUCCCACGCGUCCGACGUGUGGUCGUACGGCGUGUUGCUCUGGGAGCUGCUGACAGGGGAGACACCGUACAAGGGUAUCGACGCGCUGGCCGUGGCGUACGGCGUCGCCGUCAACAAACUGACGCUGCCCAUCCCCAGCACGUGCCCCGAGCCGUGGCGGAAGUUGAUGCAAGCAUGCUGGGACUCAAGUCCGCGCUCGCGGCCGCUCUUCCCAGAGAUCCUGAUCCAACUAGAGCACAUCAGACAGUCAGAGUUUACGCGAGCACCCCACGAAUCCUUCCACACCAUGCAGGAGGACUGGCGAGUCGAGAUCGAGGAGGUUCUGCGGGAACUAAGGAGGAAAGAGAAGGAAUGCAAAACUAUAGAGGAGGAACUCCGAUGUCGUGAAGAAGAGCUCUCCCGAGCGCAACUCCAGCAGCGACUGAUCGAGCAGAACCUCGCGCAGAAGGAGCGGGAACUCGAGAUGAGGGAGUUUGAUCUCGCGGCCAGAGAACUGCACAUCCUUAUAGUUGCCAGCAACAUGUCCCAUACGCAGCCGCCGCAGCCUAAUAAGAGAAAGGGCAAAUUCAGCAAGAUCAAACUACUCAAGAAAGAUACGAUCUCCUCUCCCGUGGACUUCCGCCACACGCUCACAGUGCGGCCUUCGGAGGACGAGUCCAGCGUCAAGCAGCUCGUCGCCGUCGCCAAGGAUACUCCGCCGGGAUCACCCGCCAUCAUGCGAGCUAUCGCACUGCCGGCGGACGGCGUGAAGGGCAAGACGUGGGGCCCGUCGUCGGUGCACCAGAAGUCGCGCGGCCACCUGCCGCUGCCCGCGCUGGCGCGUCCCCGCCCCUCGCACCGCUUCUCGUCGUCCGCGCCCGACCUGCCGCCGCACGCGCCGCCCCCAGGAGCCUCGCACGACAACCUGCCCUAUGCCUGUUGUUUUGUUCCUUACGCAGACUUCAGCCCCGAGGACUGGGGCCCCGAGUACCCGCUUAGUACGUCGUCGCGGUACACGAUACCCAUGCCCACGCUUUAUAGUACUGAAGGUUACAAGUUCAAGAAGCCAUCGAUUAUUGAGCUGGUUCUCUACAACAUGGCGGCCCUCUUGGGUGGCGUUGCGGCCGGGUACGACGUCCGAGUCAGCAACGUCAGUCCUCUACAUCCCACCUUACAACCACACAGAGCGGAGGUGGAGCCGGAGCCGCCGAGCGCGUCCUUCGGGUUCGCGCACAACACCUACCACGGGCCCGCGCGCCACCUGCGCGCGCCGCUCGCCGCGCUCGCCGGCGCGCCGAUGACCAGUCUCCAAGCGGAAGAGCAGAAGCCAAUCAGAUUCACAGACUCCCCGAGCCACAACCCGCACCCCUCCUACUCCUCCUACUCCCACUCCGCGCAACCCCUCUCCGGCACAUCCGGGCUCGGCACCACCUACACCUCCACGCAGCCCCCCACCCCCUCCCCUAGAAGAACCUCCUCGGCCACCUCCGAACAUCUCGCCGAUCUCUAUCACAACUAUAGAGAAAAUUUCCAACCAACACAAGAACGGGACUUCUACUAUAGAGAACCUUACGGCUACGACAGGACAGCCGAUUACGUAGUCAAACAUCCAUAUUUCCCGUACGACGAAAGCUACGAAUACAAAGAACCCGCGCCGGACUAUAGACCACAGUAUUUAACUCACAGAAGAACACCGUCUAAUUCUUCAGCAACAAACUCACACGCGGAGGAAUUCUCCCCUUCGAGACAAUACAGUGGGAAAUACAGUAAGAGCGAAUAUCGGACGCCUAUAACAGAAUAUCCGAGGAAAUCCUCAGAUUAUUCUCUCCCUAGAGACUUCUACAGACAGGAGGAGGUCGAGCGCCCCGCUAAUUUAGGUUUAGAGCUCGCUCCAACAAAACUGCGUUCCAGUUUAAAGAAAUACAAUAAGAAAUCGAGCGCUUCGGGCGGCAGCUCCGGCGGGGGCACGCCCACGAACCCGACGCCGCCGGACAGCCUGACGAGCGAGACGGACAGCUCGUACGUGUCGGCCUCCGCGGGCUCGGGGUCGCGCGUGCGCUUCAGCCCGGAGUCGCUGCCGGGCGCCGCGGAGCGCCGGCCCUCCAAGCACUCGUAGCGAAGGCUCAAGAAGUUCGACGACUACCUGGUCUGACUGCACACGUGGUAGGUCACGCGUAUAGGUAAACUUUAGUAGGUAGCAGUUGAAAGUUUGAGGGGUGACAAAUCUAGAUGGCGCUGUAUGAUAAUCCUUAGCCUAGUUUUAUAUACAAUCAAUUCAGCUGCUCUUUAAUUCGAAACAGUGUAAGAAACACAAUAUGUAACUUCACGGUCAACUUCGUCAUAUAAGUUAUGGUUUUAUUUUAUUUUAUUGAG
Molecule: messenger RNA, 3558 nt
Organism: Cydia pomonella (codling moth)
Lineage: Eukaryota; Metazoa; Arthropoda; Insecta; Lepidoptera; Tortricidae
Gene: slpr
Product: mitogen-activated protein kinase kinase kinase 11
Exons: 13
Coding region: 359-3301 (980 amino acids)
Biological process (GO): protein phosphorylation
Molecular function (GO): JUN kinase kinase kinase activity; ATP binding; protein binding
Source: RefSeq, a predicted model, not a curated record